ACUUUAAAUGCAUAGCAGCUUGUCGGUAAUAAACAAGUGUGGGUAAUGGCUGGUAAACAAUCACUACUAUCGGAGGUCGUCCCCUCACAAGGGUUCCAAUUAAGAGCAGCUGACAGCUUGCGGCUUUCUGCGUAGUCCGCUGCCGAGGCCACAUCGGCCGGUUUUACCCCGGACUCAACAAAGAGGCCCGCGGAGCACAGCCUUGACGUCACUCAAACACUGGCCCCAAUCCUGCUGGGUAGCGCCGUGACCCCGCCCGCUUGAGCUCCGAGCAGGGUCCGCGCCACGCCUCUGGGGCGGGGCAAUGCCGAACCCAGGCGGGCUGGCUCAGUAAAGCGGAGGCAGCGGGGGAAGAUGGCGGCGGCCGUUCCACAGCGGGCCUGGACCGUGGAGCAGCUGCGCAGCGAGCAGCUCCCUAAGAAGGACAUUAUCAAGUUUCUGCAGGAUCACGGUUCAGAUUCGUUUCUUGCAGAACAUAAGUUAUUAGGAAACAUUAAAAAUGUGGCCAAGACAGCUAACAAGGACCAUUUGGUUACAGCCUAUAACCAUCUUUUUGAAAGUAAGCGUUUCAAGGGUACUGAAAGUAUAAGCAAAGUGUCUGAGCAGGUGAAAAAUGUGAAGCUUAAUGAAGAUAAACCCAAAGAAACCAAGUCUGAAGAGACUCUGGAUGAGGGUCCACCAAAAUAUACAAAAUCUGUUCUUAAAAAAGGAGAUAAAACCAACUUUCCCAAAAAGGGAGAUAUUGUUCACUGCUGGUAUACAGGAACACUACAGGAUGGGACUGUUUUUGAUACUAAUAUUCAAACGAGUUCGAAGAAGAAGAAAAAUGCCAAGCCUUUAAGUUUUAAGGUUGGGAUAGGCAAAGUUAUCAGAGGAUGGGAUGAAGCACUCUUGACUAUGAGUAAAGGAGAAAAGGCUCGACUGGAGAUUGAACCAGAAUGGGCUUAUGGAAAGAAAGGACAGCCUGAUGCUAAAAUUCCACCAAAUGCAAAACUUAUUUUUGAAGUGGAAUUAGUGGAUAUUGACUGAAAUAGUAAAGGCAUCAGCAACAAUAAAACACAGCCUUGAAGAAACUUAGGUGUCUCAUUAGAACUGGUUACUAUUUUAAGGGAAGAGUCAACUGGAAAAUUCAAGAAGUUAAGUUAGAACUUGUUUACUUGAUCCCCAACUUCUAAGAAAUGUAAUCCAUUAUAAAUCCUUGAAGUUUAAAAUAUUUUACUACAGCUGUGUAGAAUAUCACUUAAAGAGAACUGACUUGCCUUUUACCUCAUGUUGUAAACUAAAAGGCUCAAUAAAAAUUUAUCCUAUGUCUUGA
Molecule: messenger RNA, 1315 nt
Organism: Orcinus orca (killer whale)
Lineage: Eukaryota; Metazoa; Chordata; Mammalia; Artiodactyla; Delphinidae
Gene: FKBP3
Product: FKBP prolyl isomerase 3
Exons: 7
Coding region: 355-1029 (224 amino acids)
Molecular function (GO): peptidyl-prolyl cis-trans isomerase activity
Source: RefSeq, a predicted model, not a curated record